AAAUUGAUGCAGCAGUGAGGAUGCUACUGUCAUUAAAACUGUCAUAUAAAACAGCAACAGGGCAGGAUUAUCAGGCAGGCUUGCCUCCGAGAGAUCUUGCAUCAAUAAACAAUGGUACUAAAGAAGAGGAUGAGGACCUGGUGGACCCCUGGACUGUGCAGACCUCAAAUGCCAAGGGCGUGGAUUAUGACAAACUCAUAGUUCGGUUUGGCAGCAGUAAAAUUGACACGGACCUGAUCAAUCGAAUAGAGAGAGCUACUGGGCAAAAACCCCACCGCUUUCUACGCAGAGGAAUCUUUUUUUCUCAUAGAGAUAUGGACCAAGUCCUUCAUGCCUAUGAAAAUAAGAAGUCCUUUUACCUUUAUACUGGCAGAGGCCCAUCCUCACAGGCAAUGCAUGUUGGUCAUCUUAUCCCAUUUAUAUUCACAAAGUGGCUACAAGAAGUAUUUGAUGUUCCCUUAGUCGUACAGUUAACUGACGAUGAGAAAUACCUUUGGAAGGACCUGACAACUGAGAAGGCAUAUGAAUAUGCUAUAGAGAAUGUAAAAGACAUUAUUGCAUGUGGCUUUGAUGUCAAUAAAACCUUUAUCUUUUCUGAUUUAGACUACUUGGGGACAAGUACAGGAUUCUACAAAAACAUCGUCAAAGUUCAGAAACAUGUUACAUUUAACCAAGUGAAAGGAAUCUUUGGCUUUACAGACAGUGAUUGCAUUGGAAAGAUCAGCUUCCCUGCUAUUCAAGCUGCUCCAUCAUUCAGUUCAUCAUUUCCACAGAUCUUCAAUGGCAAGGAGAAUAUUCAGUGUCUUAUUCCAUGUGCUAUUGACCAGGAUCCUUAUUUUAGAAUGACUCGAGAUGUAGCACCUAGAAUUGGACUUCCUAAACCAGCUUUAAUGCACUCAGUCUUCUUCCCGGCCUUGCAAGGAGCACAGACAAAAAUGAGUGCUAGUGAUCCAAACUCUUCCAUCUUCCUCACUGAUUCUCCCAAACAGAUCAAGACCAAGAUUAACAAGCACGCGUUCUCAGGAGGUAGAGAUACCAUUGAAGAGCACAGGAAGUACGGGGGGAACUGUGAUGUUGACGUGUCUUUCAUGUACUUGACCUUCUUCCUAGAAGAUGACGACAAGCUUGAACAACUGAAGCAGGCCUACACAAGUGGGGAACUGCUCACGGGGGAGCUGAAGAAGGUGCUUAUUGAAACAUUACAGCCCUUGGUAGCAGCCCAUCAAGAGAGACGCAAACAGGUCACAGAUGAAGUGGUGAAGCAAUUCAUGACUCCACGGAAGCUGGCUUUUGAAUUUUGAAGAAAUGCCUAUGUAACUUCUCACUUGAUAAACCAAAAUCAAAUACUUGUCAUCUUCUGUUGUGUGUCAUCACUCCCUAGUUAUGCACAGGCUGCUAUCAGUGCUUUAUAAAUAUUGCUUUUAAUGAGUACGUACAAUAAACAUCAGAGUACAGAAAAAGUUUUAAAAUAUGACUCAUAACUAUUUAAAAAUAAAAUAUAUAAAUUGAGGAGCUGAUUCUAUACAAGACAGAAUUGUCUGAUCUUGCAGAAGCAUGUCUGUCAGUACAGGACCCUAUUUUUUUGUAUUUCAUGUUGAAAAUAUAAAUAAAAUUUCCAUUUUGAUGCUGAAGUCUAACUUGUAAAUUGUUUUAGAUAUGUUGA
This is a messenger RNA of Tinamus guttatus (white-throated tinamou), 1663 nucleotides long. NCBI's taxonomy places the organism in Eukaryota, Metazoa, Chordata, Aves, Tinamiformes, Tinamidae. The record is from RefSeq and is a predicted model, not a curated record.